Molecule: messenger RNA, 1891 nt
Organism: Entelurus aequoreus (snake pipefish)
Lineage: Eukaryota; Metazoa; Chordata; Actinopteri; Syngnathiformes; Syngnathidae
Product: actin-related protein 2/3 complex subunit 1A
Exons: 10
Coding region: 313-1500 (395 amino acids)
Biological process (GO): Arp2/3 complex-mediated actin nucleation
Cellular component (GO): Arp2/3 protein complex; actin cytoskeleton
Molecular function (GO): actin filament binding
Source: RefSeq, a predicted model, not a curated record
GCUCACGCGUUCGUCGGCUUGAUUGUAGCGGCUGGCGAGCGUGAUGCGGCUAAGCUAGCUGUCAGUCAGUCAGGCACCAGCGGCUUUCGCAGACGGUUUCACCCACCGGAUGUUCCCGGACGCACCUCGUCGCCGGCCGUCUUGACAUUCCCCUCAACAUUCCCCGGACGAAUUCGUGUCGACUGACCAGAGUCCGCGAAUUCGCCUCCACCUCCUCGUCGAACCGUUCCCGUUUCGAGCUGCUUAGCUUUGCCGGCCAAACCUGAGCGCACCGAGGAACCAGGAGAGCUCCACUGAAGGACCACACCCAAGAUGUCCCUUCAUCAGUUUCUGUUGGAGCCCAUCACCUGCCAUGCGUGGAACCGCGACAGGACACAGAUCGCCAUCAGUCCCAACAACCACGAAGUUCAUAUUUAUAAGAAGAGCGCCAACCAGUGGGUCAAGACUCACGAGCUGAAGGAACACAACGGACACAUUACAGGCAUUGAUUGGGCCCCCAAGAGUGACCGCAUAGUGACGUGUGGAGCGGACCGCAACGCCUAUGUGUGGUCUCAGAAGGAAGGCGUGUGGAAGCCCACGCUGGUCAUUCUCAGGAUCAACAGAGCUGCCACCUUCGUCAAGUGGUCCCCACUGGAGAACAAGUUUGCGGUCGGCAGCGGCGCCCGGCUCAUCUCCGUUUGCUACUUUGAGUCGGAGAAUGACUGGUGGGUUAGCAAGCACAUCAAGAAGCCUGUCCGCUCCACCAUCCUUAGUCUGGACUGGCAUCCCAACAACGUGCUGCUGGCCGCUGGAUCGUGUGACUUCAAAUGCAGGGUGUUCUCAGCCUACAUUAAGGAGGUGGAGGAGAAGCCAGGCCCCACGCCCUGGGGCAACAAGAUGCCCUUUGGAGCCGUGCUAGCUGAGUUUGGAGGAGCAGGUCUGCAUCUGAAUGUUGUUUUUUCGUGUGGCUUAAACAGGCCACUAAACCCGCUCUGCUUGUCUGUCCACUUAGGAGGAGGGGGUUGGGUCCACUCAGUCUCCUUCUCGGCAUCUGGCAAUCGCCUGGCGUGGGUCAGCCAUGACAGCACAGUCACUGUGGUGGACAGCUCCAAGACUUCCACUCCUUUGCAGUUGAAGACGGAGUUCCUUCCUCUCCUCAGCGUCCUGUUUGUGUCUGAGAACAGUCUGGUAGCAGCGGGCCACGACUGCUGCCCCAUGCUGUUCCGCUGCGACGAGAGCGGGGCGCUGACGUUCAUGUCCAAGCUGGACCUCCCCAAGCAGAGCAUUCAGAGGAACAUCUCGGCCAUGGAGCGCUUCCGGAACAUGGACAAGAGGGCCACCACCGAGGACCGCAACACCGCGCUGGACACGCUGCACCAGAACAGCAUCACCCAAGUGUCUGUAUACGAGGGAGACAAAAGGGAUUGUCGCAAGUUCUGCACCACAGGCAUUGAUGGAGCCAUGACUAUUUGGGACUUUAAGAGUCUAGAAGCUUCUAUUCAGGGUCUCCGCAUCAUGUGAAGAAAUCUUACAAAUGAAGAACGAAGAGACGCCGCGAUCCUCACCCCCCAACCCCACCACCUCUUGCGGCGCAGCCAGUAACACGCAAUUUAUCGAGUGUCUGCUGAAGCACUGAUCAGACCGAAACACUCUCCUGUGGGGGUGUCAGUACACACAUACACACUCACCUGCACACACACACACACACAGAACUGAAGUGUGACAUCACUGUUGAUUUUCUUUUGUUGCUGUUGUUUGGUUUUAAGACGAAAGUGAAGCCUGGGUUGUCAAAAAGCGGGAGGAGCCUCUGGCGCGUAUUAAAACGUGACUUGUGUGUUUUUAUGUUCUCUAACCUCGAGUACCAAAAGUUCAACACUAAGCGGUGCGUUUUAUCAAAAAAAGCAGACUGAAU